This is a messenger RNA of Pocillopora damicornis (cauliflower coral), 1649 nucleotides long. RefSeq lists its product as uncharacterized. The record is from RefSeq and is a predicted model, not a curated record. NCBI's taxonomy places the organism in Eukaryota, Metazoa, Cnidaria, Anthozoa, Scleractinia, Pocilloporidae.
GACUGGGGAUAACUUUGGAGGAGAGAAGUCGAUGCAAAUGGCGCUUCAUCCGUCGCUUAUACGAAGAAAAAUUGGUUUAUUGUUGAUUGACUUACAAAGCGCUUUCGUGGACGGUGCAUGGAGGGCUUAUUUACCUGACGAAGAAGUUGAACCAAUCAAGAAAAGUUUUGAAAACUGUGCGAAACUUUUACGAUCGGGUUUGAACAAUGUUCCCCUACUGAUGACCCGCUGUCCUUUUCCAGGUGGUGACUUUGAGCUUGAUGACAGUUUGAAUUCUGUAGUUGAUAAAAAUCAACGAUAUGUCAUUAAACCCAGUACUUCUGUGAUGGAUGCUCGUGGUUUCAGAGAAUGGGUCGAGGAAGAAUUGCUGAAACAGGGAAUAAACACUUUGGUAAUGGGUGGCUGUACAACCACGAGUUGCGUGCGAGUCAGCUCGGUCCGAACUCAGAAGGCCUUUAGCCACAAAGGCCUUCAGGUUGUUGUUGAUUUAGGCUUGUGUGGUGCGAGAAAAACAAACAGUAUUCAAAGAUGUCCCAGUUGUCUCAAGGUGUACAUGGAAUGUGGGGAUUUUGAACCGUCACGCAAUCGUCAUUGCACAUGUGGUGGUAUUGAUGUUAGAAUGGCAUCACCUGUCGAUAAGGCUGUGCAGUGUAUGCAAGAGGAGGGUGUUGAGGUGUUGGAAAGUUUUGACUGGAAGCCAUACAUGCAUCAAUUGCCUGUCACUCAGUGAUUCAAUAGUAUUUGUAUAUCACCCAUGGGAUGUCAACAGGUCUCCCAAAAGUGGCCACUUGGUGCAGUUUUAAUCAAUUGCAUGCUGGUAAUUAAUUGUUGAGUUUCCAAUGGAUAAUCAGCAACCUUUUGCAUGUGACCUUUUUAUGCAGAUGAAAAAAAAACGUGCAUAAUGACCUGAACAAAAAUUGUCUCUAAAAUUAACAAUUUAAAAUGUAACUGGUUUGAAAUAAAAUUUCAAUUUCCCAUAAAGCAGUCAGCUUCAUACACGACUGUUUUCAUGUAACAAAAGUGCUCAUUGUAGUUUUACUGUCUACAUCUGCAGGUUAGAGGUGUUUGAUGGAAAUGGUUUCACUUAAUAUUUUAAGUAGUAACAUGAAACAUUACAAAGCUAAACUAAGUGAAGUCAUGUAAGUAACUGAAAAAUACAUUUGCUGUUCAGCCAAAAAGACUAAAACACCGAACUAUUUGGGUGACCACCAUCAAAGUGCCAAAUACUGAAAUACAGAAGUAUAUUUUUAUUAGAAUACAUCAUCAUCCCAUGCCCCCCUUGAUUUUAAAAUUGGUCACUUGAUCUCUGUUUUCCCUUACAUUCUCAAAGACAGUGAAAUAUAUACACAAUUUCUCAAGAAUAUAUUAUUCUCUUGAACCAAAGAUGUUAUUGCUUUUUAAGGAAGACAAAAUUUACUUGAUGUACUCUAUGUGUGGAAAAUGAUUGUCGAAUUUAGAGUCACAUGGGAAUCUAGACAAACUGUGCAAGAUAUCACUAGUAAGAAAAUCUUCAUGUGCCUUGGGUACACCCACAUAUCCAGAAGCGUUGACAUACAUGCUUCAUUUAUAUUUGUAAAUACAUGCAAGUCAGAAAAUCACAUCAUACUUGCCCCUUUAGUUUUCAAGUUGGUGGACCCAUACCAGUUUUU